GGGAAGGGGGAAGUCAAACGGUCUGUAGCGGGGAAAUCCGGCUUCUCCUCACCUCUUUCCUUCUGAGUCCCCAGGUUCUUAUCCGAUAACAUCUCCGGGGGCAGUAGGAGCAGGUCCCGGGGCCGCACGGAGCUUCCCGACCCGAUACAGACACGAGCUGUCCCGGCGGACCCCCACGCUGCGGGGCAGUUGGUUUCUCCCCAGUCUGGGCUGCGCUUCGCUCGCUCUCGGGAUCACUCGGCUGCUGCUCCGGCACCGGAUCGUGCCCCAUGGAUUGUCUGUAGCGACUGUGACUAUGGCCCGGGGAUCCCUCCUGCUCCUCCCGCUGCUCCUCCUGCUCCUCUCGCCCCUCACCCGGGCUCUGGAAGAAACCUUAAUGGAUUCAACAACAGCGACGGCAGAGCUUGGCUGGACAGUACGACCAACGUCGGGGUGGGAAGAGGUAAGUGGAUAUGAUGAGAACAUGAACACCAUCAGGACCUACCAGGUGUGCAACGUAUUUGAGGUGAAUCAGAACAACUGGUUGAGGACCAAGUACAUCCGCAGGAGAGGGGCGCACAGGAUUCACGUGGAGAUGAAGUUUUCCGUACGGGACUGUAGCAGCAUUCCCAACGUUCCCGGCUCCUGCAAGGAGACCUUCAACCUCUAUUACUAUGAGUCCGACUUCGACUCGGCCACCAAAACCUUCCCCAGUUGGAUGGAGAACCCUUGGGUCAAGGUGGACACCAUUGCGGCAGACGAGAGCUUUUCCCAGGUGGAUCUUGGGGGGCGAGUGAUGAAAAUUAAUACUGAGGUGCGGAGUUUUGGGCCCGUCUCCAAGUCCGGAUUCUACCUGGCCUUCCAGGACUAUGGGGGGUGCAUGUCCCUCAUCGCUGUCAGGGUCUAUUACCGAAAGUGCCCCCGGAUUAUCCAGAAUGGGGCCAUCUUCCAGGAGACUCUGUCUGGGGCCGAGAGCACCUCACUUGUGGCUGCCCGGGGCAACUGUAUCCCCAACGCCGAGGAGGUGGAUGUGCCCAUCAAGCUCUACUGUAACGGGGACGGCGAAUGGCUCGUUCCUAUUGGUCGAUGUCUCUGUAAAGCCGGAUACGAGUCAGUGGAGAACGGCACAGUCUGCCGAGCCUGUCCCAGUGGGAUGUUCAAGGCCAAUCAGGGAGACGACAGCUGCCUCCACUGUCCAAUCAACAGCCGCACCACCUCCGAGGGGGCCACCAACUGUGUGUGCCGGACUGGCUACUACCGGUCUGACUCAGACCCACUACAGAUGCCCUGCACUACGAUCCCGUCGGCCCCCCAGAAUGUCAUCUCCAGUGUGAAUGAGACCUCCCUGAUGCUGGAAUGGGCACCACCCAGAGAUUCGGGGGGCAGAGAAGACCUUGUGUACAAUAUCAUCUGCAAGAGCUGUGGUUCGGGCCGAGGAGCUUGCACUCGCUGUGGAGAUAACGUGCAGUUUGCCCCACGCCAGCUGGGACUGAUGGAACCCCGAGUUUAUAUCAGUGAUCUGUUGGCUCACACCCAGUACACAUUUGAGAUCCAGGCGGUUAAUGGGGUCACUGACCAGAGUCCCUACUCCCCCCACUUUUCCUCAGUGAAUAUCACCACCAACCAAGCAGCUCCAUCCAGUGUUUCCAUCAUGCACCUUGUGACCCGCACAAUCGACAGCAUCACCCUGUCCUGGUCCCAACCCGACCAGCCCAACGGCAUCAUCCUCGACUACGAGCUCCUCUAUUAUGAGAAGGACCUGACUGAGCACAACUCAUCAGUGGCCAAAAGCUCCACCAAUACGGUGCUGGUGCCGGGCCUGAGGGCGGGGACUAUAUACGUGUUCCAGGUGCGGGCGCGCACGGUGGCAGGAUACGGGCGAUACAGCGGCAAGAUGUACUUUCAGACUAUGACCGAAGCCGAAUACCAGAGCAGCUUCCAGGAGAAACUCCCGCUCAUCAUUGGCUCGUCGGCCGCUGGACUGGUCUUCCUCAUCGCUCUCGUAGUCAUCAUCAUCGUCUGCAGCAGAAGACGAGGCUUUGAGCGUGCCGACUCGGAGUAUACGGACAAGUUGCAGCAUUAUACCAGUGGCCACAGUACGUACCGACUGCCCUCCCCCGGGCUCGGCUCCCGCUCUCUCGUUGUGACCCCAGGGAUGAAAAUUUACAUUGACCCUUUCACUUACGAGGAUCCCAAUGAGGCUGUGCGGGAGUUUGCUAAAGAGAUUGAUAUCUCCUGCGUGAAGAUUGAGCAAGUCAUUGGUGCAGGAGAGUUCGGGGAGGUUUGCAGUGGGCAUUUGAAGCUGCCAGGGAAGAGGGAGAUGUUUGUGGCCAUUAAGACGCUGAAGUCGGGGUACACGGAGAAACAGCGGCGAGACUUCCUGAGUGAGGCGAGCAUCAUGGGACAGUUUGAUCACCCCAACGUCAUCCACCUGGAGGGGGUCGUCACCAAGAGCUCCCCCGUCAUGAUCAUCACUGAGUUUAUGGAGAACGGAUCCCUGGAUUCCUUCCUGCGGGUAUUCUCCUGGGUUUUUACCAGUUAUGAGAUGCCCGGCGGCACAGACGGGCGCAUGUGGGUAGCGCCAUAUAAACAUUGUUACCCUUGUGUUUUUCAGCAAAACGAUGGGCAGUUCACAGUGAUCCAGCUGGUGGGCAUGCUGAGGGGCAUUGCUGCUGGCAUGAAGUACUUGGCUGAUAUGAACUAUGUGCACCGAGACUUGGCCGCCCGCAAUAUCCUGGUGAACAGUAACCUGGUGUGUAAAGUGUCCGACUUUGGUUUGUCCCGAUUCCUGGAGGAUGAUACGUCCGACCCGACUUAUACCAGCGCCCUGGGGGGCAAGAUCCCCAUUCGCUGGACGGCGCCAGAAGCCAUUCAGUACCGGAAAUUCACGUCGGCCAGUGACGUUUGGAGCUACGGAAUAGUCAUGUGGGAGGUGAUGUCCUAUGGAGAGAGGCCUUACUGGGACAUGACCAAUCAGGACGUUAUUAACGCCAUCGAACAAGACUACCGCCUGCCGCCCCCUAUGGACUGCCCCAAUGCCCUGCACCAGCUCAUGCUCGACUGCUGGCAGAAGGACCGCAACCACCGGCCCAAGUUUGGCCAAAAUGUCAACACGUUGGAUAAAAUGAUCCGAAACCCCAACACGUUAAAGGCUGUAGCACCGCUGUCUUCAGGAGUGACCCUCCCCCUGCUGGACCGCACCGUGCCCGACUACACCAGUUUCAGCAGCGUAGACGAGUGGUUGGACGCCAUAAAGAUGGCGCAGUACAAGGAGAGCUUUGCCAACGCCGGAUUCACCUCCUUCGAUGUCGUAUCACAGAUGAGUAUGGAGGAUAUUCUGCGGGUUGGGGUGACAUUGGCCGGGCACCAGAAAAAGAUCCUGAACAGCAUCCAGGUGAUGAGGGCACAGAUGAACCAGAUCCAGUCGGUGGAAGUUUGAUUGGCGCUUCCUCCUCCUCACACUUCCUUCCUCUAGUUCCGAGCCUUCCCGCCCCUUCCUGGUAUCGACCAAUCAGGAGCAACUUGUCACCCGCAGAGGAUCCCACGUCACAAAGUUCCCACCUGGCGUGCAGAGCACGGACCACUUUCCCACGGGUGGAGGAUCGGGGGGCGGCGGCACAAUAGGAUUUUUUACUGAUUUGUUAAAUGAAAUAACGAGGGGAAUAAAAGGGCUGAAGGCGCGGGGGGCACAGCAAGUGGUACGUGCCAUGAACUGAGCGGCCUGGGCACAAGGGACAUGAAUAUUAAGAACCAUCCUUGUGCCGCAGAGCUUGCAAUUGUCAGAGGGCACGGGGGUACAGUUUUACCAUGAAAUGGACUGAUCUCAUGGGGAGCAAAUGGUACAGAGACGAUUCCUGCUCUCCUGCGCCAAUGGUACGUUCUGCAGGGCCCAAGACCACACCCCCAGUGACAUCAUACAUAUCGUGUGCACAAGAGCCAGUGAUGUCACUGGUGGAGGCGUGUACAAUUGUCCAACUGUCCCCCACGUCUCAGACUCCGCCCUCCUUUGUUUACACCAAUUGGACUUUUUUUUAAACUUGUUUUUAAACCUUGGAACUGACCCAAGGAAAUUGCUUAAAAAACUGACAAAAAGAACAAAAAAAAAACCUGAAUGGGCUCCAAUGAGCGGUUCCACCCCGGACCAAUCAGCAGCUAAGCAUCUGUCUUCUCCAUUUCUAUUGGCUGCUGGUUAAUCCGUUCCUACUGGGAGAUACUGGUGCCCAGCAGAGUGGGGCGUGCACCCCAUUAUUAGGCAUCUAGUGUUUAUUAUAUAAGCUUCUCAAUGGCAUGAUGAACCCCAGGGGUGGCACAGCCUUAUUGGGCUCCUACUGACCUCCCCAUACAGGCACUUUACUGAGCUACUGGGCCCCCCAUUGUAUCAGUACAGACAUCCCCAGACUGCUCCCUACAAUAAUGGGGGGCCAUUUAGUCAUGUCCCUGUAGUCAAAAGAACAUGGUGCAUGUUGGGUUAAUUCAUUCAGUACCAGCCCCCCGUACACUGAACCCCCAUAACACAAGUCUUGCCCCUGAGACUGCAAUAUAAUGGGGGGGCAAUUAAUUGCACCAAUGACACUGUAGCUUAGGGGGGUCACAUUACCCACAAGGCAAGUGCACGGAGCAGAGACGUCGGGAUCCCAAUACUGGUACCAACUAUACCCCCCCCUGGUCAGUAUUUACUGUACCACCAUCACCAGGAUACGAAGGGGGGGUGGCAGGUGAUUUCACCCUAAUUGGACAAAUCAGGAGCUGGUGACAAUCAAGUGUCAGAGCUAAUGGGGAUUCUGAUUGGUGCCCUCAUUUGAAUAUGAAUGAGAUGGGAGGAGCCAAUCUGAGAGAUUCCUGUACAAACUCUAUAAUAGAAAUGGACUUAAUUUAUUGUUUAUAGGGGCAGUUUCUUUGCUCCUUCACCUUAUUGGGGCCCAACAUCUUGCUCCCCAAAAUCUUCUGCUGUCCCCCUAUAACCCACUGCCCCCCAGGAUUCCUGUUGUCCCAGUGCCCCCCAGGAUCUCCUGUUGUCCCCCUAUAACCCACUGCCCCCCAGGAUCUCCUGUUGUCCCCCUAUAACCCACUGCUAGGGUUGCCACCUUUUCUGGAAAAAAAUACCGGCCUUCCUAUACUCUUGCCUUUUUCCCUAUAAAUAACAUUGGGAUCAGUCAUUGUUUUUACCUGCCAGGUGACAACCCUACCCACUGCCCCCUGGAAUUUCCUGCUGCCCCCCAAUAACCCACUAUCCCUGGCACCCAAGACACCCUGCACCCUCUGUAUGGACUAUGGGACACAGUUGGGCAGUUGCUGGGGGCAGACAGUGGGGGGGAGUCCAUUUGCCCCAGUUACCCCCAAUGUUAGAGCAAUACGUUUCCUGAAUUAACCCCUGAGUGCCAAGGACACUGUCUGUGCUAAGCCUGUGUGGCCCCAGCAAGUAGAAGAGAGAAUAUUUUGGAGAGUUGACUAUUUUUCCAAAUAUCACCCCCCCCAUCUGCGCCCCCUGCUGAGCAGCCCCCCACUAUUCACAUUACUGCUAAAUCCCUGCGUUGCUUUUUUGGACUUGGGACUCCUGUGUGGCCAAUCACCCCCAGUACCUAAAGCCCAGAACCCACUGAGCCAAAUCCCCUCAGUUCUCACCAGAGUCAGACUAGGCCCCCCCAGGGUCCAGACACCCCCCACACCCCACUCUCAUAUGGAGACGGUGCCAAAUGGUGGGGGGUAAGACUGAAAGGGAAUCUGAGCGGCACCACCAAUUAACUGUGAAAUGUCCAGGAACCAUUUUACUUUUGCAGCGUUUGGGUCGGUCGGUUCUGCUCCCCCCCCCCCCCCCGGCACAUGGAUCUGGGGCAGUGCAGCUGUAAUUGGGCUUGAGAGAGGGGCAUUUAUAUUGAGUGUUUCCCCUUGUCAUGGUUCAGCUCAGACCCUCCCCCUGGGGGGUGACUUUGGACCUAGUCUCCCCUUUGUGUCCCUGGUUCUGUCCAGUUGGGUGUUGCCUCCAGUCCAGUGUUUACAGAUUUGAAUGGUGCUCCAGACCCAAACUCUGUAUAUAAAGUCCAAGGUGCCCCGUUGCUUUCUCUUCGCUUAGUUGCCCCAGGAAUGGGAACGUUUCAUUGUGCUGGUUCUGUUGGACUUCACACCCACUCACCUCAGCUUCUCGACCCGCAUGGGAGGGACUUCAGCCUCUGUCGGGUCUCACCAGCAUUUGCCAAGAGAAGAACCUGUUUGCACUUCACCCGCGGGCAAUAAAGUGGGUCAUAACCAAUGGACCGGCCGGUUCUGUGCACUGGAACGAAUCAUCUUCCUAUUGGUUCCGGCCGAUUUCUUCCUCCUCAUUUGUACUUUGUGUCCCAACUCGGCCAACACUGUGACUUUUCCCAGGAAAAUGAACCAGAACUGGUAGCAGUCCCUCUUGUCAAUAGCUGAAAUAAAUACUUUGCUAAUAAAGACGCCCUUUAUUGUGUAAGUCCUGGGUGCUGUGGCCUCAGGGACCCCCGACAUGUUCUGAACCCCCCGACAUGUUCUGAACCCCAACUCUACUCGACCCAUUAUUUGUCCUUGGGAAACGGAUGGUUCUGGCAGAACUUGUAGCUUUUCCUUAGUUGGGUCACUGGUGGGGGUUCUGCUAUAAAUAAGAAUCUAUUCCCAUGGCUGGACUGAGAUUUCCCCCCACAGUAAUAAGACCUUCCUAUGUUGUAGCAUCUGGGGCCCCCCAGCAUUCCAUACGGGAGAGAACUCCAAGGGGGGACAGUCAGGGGUAGAUUUUACAAAAAGGGUCCCUGUGCCCCCAGGGUGUAAAUGGUGAGUGGGACAGAGGGAACAGGGGGCCAAUCACUUUUCAGCCAAUGGAGAGACAGGAGCUUCCAUGGGGCGUGGCCACUAGACGCGUGUUCAUGAAUAAACUGUGACUUUUCUCA
This is a messenger RNA of Xenopus laevis (African clawed frog), 6878 nucleotides long. It is a transcript of the gene ephb2.S, whose product is annotated as EPH receptor B2 S homeolog. NCBI's taxonomy places the organism in Eukaryota, Metazoa, Chordata, Amphibia, Anura, Pipidae. The record is from RefSeq and is a predicted model, not a curated record. The coding region runs from base 296 to 3418 and encodes 1040 amino acids. The transcript has 15 exons.